Molecule: messenger RNA, 1821 nt
Organism: Eurytemora carolleeae
Lineage: Eukaryota; Metazoa; Arthropoda; Copepoda; Calanoida; Temoridae
Product: serine/threonine-protein kinase PAK 3
Exons: 17
Coding region: 10-1821 (603 amino acids)
Molecular function (GO): protein serine/threonine kinase activity
Source: RefSeq, a predicted model, not a curated record
UACAGAAAAAUGCCUGGGCAUAAACCCAGAAAAAAGGAUAUUUCUUUCCCUUCAAAUUUCAGACACAAGGUUCACACGGAUUAUGACAGUAAAGUUGGCCGGCUCACUGGACUUCCAUUACAAUGGAAUAGUAUCCUUCAAAGUGAUUGCAUUGUCAAGAAGGAUGAGAAGGAAAGAAUGUAUAAUAAACCUGUUAGAAAAUACUACCCUGGACUAGACUUAGACAUUCAGAGCCUGCAGUACCGGAGUUUGGAUGACGUAAGAAUGUAUAAGAACAGUAAAGUAUCUAUGCUCCAAUCACCAGCUGAGGAAGGGAAGAUGGGAGGAAAUCUGCAAUGUUUGGAAAAUUUUACCCCAGAUGUAUCUGAUUAUGAUCCUGCUGAAGUAAGAGAGGUUAAUCUAAAGAGAGCCCAGCAAUUAUUCAAGGGUCGGCCAAAUGAUAUUGGAUACUACAAGAAGCUUAUUCUAUCCAGAUUAGAUAAAUUCAAGAUUUCUACAGAUCGUCUCCAUCUAUCAACCAUUUCCGGGCCAGAGAUAAAACUACAAUUUCCCGGCAUUUCUACUCCCGAGACACAAAAUCUGCAUCUUCCUACUAUUCCAAGAGUCGGGAAACAAAAUCUGCAUCUUCCUACUAUUCCAAGAGUCGGGAACCAAAAGUCGAAUCGCACCACCGCCAUCCUCCAAGUCGGGAAGAAAACACUUCUACGUCCAGAGGAUUUUAAAACAGAGAUUAAGCUUCCUGAUGAAACCCAAAUCAUUGGACAAAGAUAUGCUGAGAAUAAUUAUACUCCUGGAUGGUGGUCAGCGUCAAGCUGGUCAACUGGUCUGCUCAACCAACAACCCGGAGAUCUCAAUGCUCAAACCAAUACUACGCUCACCAACUCGUCAGAUCUUAUCCAGGUCAAAUCAAUCCUUAAACAAUCAUCUUCUUCUUCAACUUCCUCUUCAACUUCUACAGUAGCAUCAGCAAGAGCCCCGGUUCAACCCCCUGGAAUUCCACCACAUAGAGAUACUGGAGACACUAGAACUCCGCCCCCUAGACCACCUAAACCAUCUGGAGAACUCAGGCGAACCAGAUUCCCAGACUCCGUCGAAAAUCCAGUUUAUUUUGUAUACUCGGACCAAAAUGAAAAUUACGUAACAUAUAGUUUACCAGUGAAGAAAGAAGACAGAAGGAAGCAAACAGGAGAAGAAGAAGAAGAGAAAGAAGAAGAAGAAGAAGAAAAACACAAACAAGAAGAAAAAACACAAAAAGAACGAGAAAAGGAAGAUGUUUACGAAAGUCUGGAAGCUUUAGAAAAUGAAAAUCUUGAUGAGUUAGAGGAGCAUGGAGAACAUGAGCAGCAAGAAGUACAAGAAGAACAAGGACAUAAAGCACAAGAAGAACAAGAGAAACAAGAAGAACAAAAAGAACAAGAAGCACAAGAUUCUCUGAAAAAGAAGGAAGAAAAUGAAAGUUUAUCUGAGAACUAUAAACUGUUCCUCUCUACCCUCAGGGGAAUAGCAGCUGAAGGAAACCUUGAGAAAAACUAUAUAAACCUUGUCAAAACAGGAGUAGAUGUCACUGGUUCAAUGUACAUUGGUGAACGUGUACUCAAUAAUAGCAAGGUUUCUAUUAAGAAGGUGAACCUCAAAACACAGUCAUGGACAAGUUUAGAGUGCUUGUAUACAGAUAUAAUGAUAAUGCUAGAAUAUCCACACAGAAACAUUGUUGGUAUUCUUGAGAAGAGAAGCAUGCAUGAAGGCGAGAUUGCUGACAUCUGCCGGGAUAUCCUGUCAGCGCUGCACUACCUGCAUAGCCUUCUUAUAGUACACAGUUAA